Molecule: messenger RNA, 2603 nt
Organism: Coprinopsis cinerea okayama7#130
Lineage: Eukaryota; Fungi; Basidiomycota; Agaricomycetes; Agaricales; Psathyrellaceae
Product: atypical/PIKK/PI3K protein kinase
Exons: 12
Coding region: 45-2603 (852 amino acids)
Biological process (GO): endocytosis; phosphatidylinositol-3-phosphate biosynthetic process; autophagosome assembly
Cellular component (GO): cytoplasm; endosome; phosphatidylinositol 3-kinase complex, class III, type I
Molecular function (GO): 1-phosphatidylinositol-3-kinase activity
Source: RefSeq, a predicted model, not a curated record
GACGUCCACCAUCGCCCGUCGCGUCGCGCUCGCUGUUCUCGACGAUGGACAAAGACAAUCGCGACGACUUUACUUUCGCUAGGCUUUCUGACUUGAAGCUACCGGUUACCUUUCGAAUAUCCCAAUUAGAGGGAAUCCGCAAACCCAAGUCGUUCACCGAAGUUCUAGAGAACCCAGACCUCAGGUUUCACGGCGUACAGCAAGCAACACUUUCAGACCUCUAUGUCACCUGCCAGCUUAUUGCCGACAACAAGCCACUUACAAUCCCAUAUCGAACGCCAUUCAAAGCCUUCAAGAACUCUUAUACGUGGAAUGAAUGGAUAACCUUUCCCGUUCGAUACUGCGACCUACCGGCGAGCUCUCAGAUCACCUUUACUGUCUGGGAUAUUGGAGGACCAAGAACCGCUGUUCCCGUAGGCGGCUCUACAUUCCGAUUGUUUGGCAAGAAAUGGACGCUGCGAAGGGGGAAGCAUCGGCUACUCCUUUGGCCAGGUGUCGAGGCCGACGGGUCCGUUGAAACGACAACGCCCAGCAAACUGGCGAUCAGGGAUGAAAUGGGGAGGCUAGAGAAGUUAGUCAAAAAGUACGAACGCGGGGAUCUACCCAAGAACGACUGGUUGGAUACCAUGGCAUUCAGGAAGAUGGAGGAGAUCCACGCAGCUGAAACGGAGAAGUCAGAGAACCUGUUCCUGUACAUCGACCUACCGAGGUUCGACUUUCCCGUAAUCUUCUGUGAACCGGAGCCAGUUGCAUCCACUUCGGCCGCUGCUACCACAACGACUACGACUUUGACGACUGUAACCCAGGCACCGUCUGCCCCUCAGAUCUCCGCAACCUUUGUGAACGAUCCUAGCCUCUGGGGUGUAGUUGAUCCAGAUAUCACCAACGAGAACCCGGUGGAGGACAAGCACCGUCGACUGGUUCGAAGCCACAGAAGUAGCCCCUACGAUCGUGAACUCAAACCCAAUGCCAAGAUUCGUGACGAACUAACACAUAUUCUCAACUAUUCCCCAAGCCAGCAAUUGACAUCGGAAGAGAAGGAUCUCAUCUGGAAAUUCCGUUUCUAUCUCGCUAGGGACAAGCGUGGCCUGACCAAGUUCCUGAAAUCUGUAACGUGGAGAGAUUCUUCGGAAGUCAAGCAGGCCGUCGAGGAACUACUUCCCCAGUGGACAGAGAUUGACACGGACGAUGCAUUAGAGCUACUUGGUCCGAGUACUGUAGACUCGCGAGUCCGAGCAUUCGCUGUAAAGCAAUUGAGCAGAGCAGACGACGACGAACUGCUGGGAUACCUAUUGCAAUUAGUUCAAGCGCUUAAGUUUGAAAGCGCAGCCAGUGAGCAGCGAUCCUCUAGGACGACGACAAGUGCAAUAUCAUAUGACGACAGUGGUCUAACGGAUUUCCUGAUCGCUCGGGGAGUCAGGAAUCCGAUAAUGGGCAACCGCCUGUAUUGGUAUUUGAUGGUGGAGGUUGCACUGGAGGACCGUGUCAUGGCUAAAAUGUACGGUCGUGUCGUCUUCAAGUUCAUGAAUAAGAUCCUGGAGGCAGAGGGUGGUUCAGAACGCCGAGAACUCAUGCGACGACAGGGUCUCUUGGUCGACACACUCGCCAAGCGUGCUCGUGAACUGCGGAUAUCCAAAGACCCCCGUCCAAAGAAGAUCGAGAAACUCCGUGCACUCAUCUCGGAUUCCAAGAAUAACCUCGCCUCUAUGCCACCAUUACCUCUGCCUCUAAACGCCAAGAUCGAGGUGACGGGGAUCAUCCCAGAGAAGUCAUCCGUGUUCAAAUCGAACCUCUACCCUCUCCUUCUAUAUUUCCAAUGUUCGGACGGCUCAGAGUACCCGGUUAUUUUCAAGGACGGUGACGACAUGCGGCAAGAUCAGCUCGUUAUUCAGCUCUUUACUCUCAUGGAUCAACUCCUGAGGAAGGAGAAUCUGGACCUGAAACUGAGUCCGUAUGACGUCCUGGCCACCGGUCCCCUUCAAGGAAUGGUCCAAUUCAUACCGAGCAAGACCAUCGCUGCAAUUGUCAGCGAACAUGGAAAUGUGCUGAAUUACCUCAGGGUCAACAAUCCCGAUGAGGGUAGCGUUGGGACGUCUGGUGUCGAACCAAGCGUGAUUGACACAUUUGUUCGCAGUUGUGCUGGCUAUUGCGUUGUAACAUAUAUCCUUGGAGUUGGAGAUCGCCAUUUGGACAACCUUCUCAUUGCACCUGAUGGUCACUUCUUCCAUGUCGACUUCGGCUACAUCCUCGGACGAGAUCCCAAACCUUUCCCACCAGCCGUUAAAGUUUGUAAAGAGAUGGUCGAUGGCAUGGGCGGCGCGCAAUCCCCUCACUACAUGCGCUUCAAGAACUACUGCUUUACCGCCUUCAGCAUUCUCCGGAAGAGCGCCAAUCUCAUCCUCAACUUGGUCGCCCUUAUGGUCGACGCCAAUAUCCCAGACAUCAAGCACCGAGACGUACAUGAACAGAUCCAGGAGAAGUUUAGGCUGGACUUGAGCGAGGAAGAUGCCAUCAAGCACUUUGAGACUCUGUUGAACGAGACGUCUUAUUUCACCGUUGUGUUGGAUAGGAUUCAUGAUCUGGCACAGUAUUGGCGAAGCUAG